Molecule: messenger RNA, 723 nt
Organism: Corvus hawaiiensis (hawaiian crow)
Lineage: Eukaryota; Metazoa; Chordata; Aves; Passeriformes; Corvidae
Product: PHD finger protein 7-like
Exons: 5
Coding region: 55-723 (222 amino acids)
Cellular component (GO): nucleus
Source: RefSeq, a predicted model, not a curated record
GCAUAAGGACGCCAAAAGAAAAGUGAAAGCAAACCAAUAAAUCUUCUUUUACUGAUGAGAAGCGUGUCAUGUUUCUUCCUUGAAGAAGUUGCAAACCAAUGUUACUUUGGAAAUCCUUUCCAAGAUCUAAUAGGAAAAACUUUUGGCCAAAACUGUCAGCCUGUGUUUCUGAAUAGGAAUACGUGUCCUGUGUCAAUUCAAGAGGGAGAGGACGAGCGCCUGGAGAAGGUCGCGGUGUUCCUGCACGGGGACUCAUCGCAGACCAGAACCAUGGCAGAAGGGAAGCAGGAGGCCUCUGAUGCCAGGGAGCCAGCAUGCCUGCUGUGCCGCCGCGCAGAGGCUGACCCGGACAUCUGCGGCGACAAACAGGAGAAGCACGGGCUCUGUGCCCACAUCUUCUGCCUGAAUUUCGCCAGCCUCAUUUUUCGACAAGACGAUGAUCAGACCGGAUUCACGGGCUGUCGCCCUCGCGAUAUCCAACUUGCAGUCAGCCGGGCAGCUCAGGAGCACUGCUGCGUCUGUGGGGAGACUGGGGCCACCAUCAUGUGCUGUCAGGAAGACUGCGACAGAUGGUUCCACCUGCCCUGUGCCAAGGAGGGUCACUGUGUGACUCAGUACAUAACCCCAUACAGGUACCUCCUCUCCCCUUCUGGCCACCCCUGUGGAAGGACCCAGCAUUUCUCACUUUGCUCGUCCCUUUUCCCCCAGCUCCUUCUGCCCUGA